This is a messenger RNA of Trematosphaeria pertusa, 1929 nucleotides long. RefSeq lists its product as uncharacterized. The transcript is spliced from 2 exons. Bases 1 to 1929 code for a protein of 642 amino acids. Lineage: Eukaryota; Fungi; Ascomycota; Dothideomycetes; Pleosporales; Trematosphaeriaceae. The record is from RefSeq and is a predicted model, not a curated record.
AUGCCACCAGACCUGCCGCCGCCGCUCCGCCCGUCCCGCAACGUCCUCGACCCACCCGCUUCCGCAUCCCCGCCCGACGGGCUCCCGCUAUCAGUGUACCCGUCACACGGGCCUUACCAAAGCUACGAUGCAAACCCCAUCGGAAUUGCUGCCCUCUCUCUCCCUGCGCCGAUCCCUUCGUCUGCCUACCCACACUACCACGUCUCCAGUGGUUAUACGCCGGGUUCCUCGCACGACCCUUUCAUGAUGCCUGGCCUGCCUGCAUCGCAGCAGCAGCAGUACCGCCCUCGCAAGCGCAGCUACCAUGACGAUGACGUCGUGCGUGCCGACGAUGCGAGCUCCGCGAAGCGCUCUCGUAGCUCGAGAACCUAUUCGGACAGCAGUCGAGAGUUUGACAAAGGCACGGGCGAUAGGCUUGCGUCCAUAUACGGUCGGCGUGCGUGUUGGGUCUGUGGGGUGGACGCGAGGCCGCCUGAGAAAGCACACGUGUUUCCAAAGAAGGAUCCAAAUUUUGCGAGCGUUCGCGACCUCGGCCUCCUAAACCUCACUUCCCACGGGGAUUUCGAAAACGUCCUUCCACUCUGCGCCAACUGCCACGGCUACUUCGACGACGUAUACAUGCCGCGGCUUGUUAUUGUCCCCGUAUACGUCGAAUACUUCUUCCAGGUCGAGCGGCGUUGGCAGGACGACUUCCGGACUAAAGGGCCAAGGGCACGCAUAUCCCCGACCCGUGAAUCGUACUUCGAAUAUUGUGCGCGUCAGGACCAUCGACCAGGCCGGAUUCCGAACAUGACAAGAGGUGGGCUGUACACGUGGUAUGCUGAUGGCGGAAGCUUUCCGUUCAGUCAAGAGCCGGCGCAUGCUUAUCUUCAGCAUUGGCAUGGUGAUCCAAUGGCCAUGGUUUACCGCGCAAUCCAGGGCGUUGAACGCAUUGCAAUGCCCCAAAGGUUGCCUAACCAUCUGAAGCGAGACUUGAUGGGGCUCCAUAUACUUUACGAGACGGGCAACAACCUGCAGAAGACGCUUUUUCAACUCGGCACCUGGCCCUCGUUGAGACCCGGCCCCAUUUCCGGCUUCCAGCCUGGCCGGGGGUCUGGUUCCGGUGAUGGCUUCGAUCCUGGCCCUCACUCCGGCAAUCCCAACGACUCCGGCAAUCCCAACGACUCCGGCAAUCCGCCAUCGCAACCGCGUGGUGGCUAUCCAGCGACAUCUACGCAACGACCUGGGCCGAAUGCUUUUCACCAGUCCACAGCUAGCUUUGGCGAGGAUGACCGCUCUUGCGUGUCCCCUCCAUAUCGCCCGCCUACUCCUGCUCUCACACCCCCAUCUGGGAAUGCGAAGCGACGCCGGGAGCAUGACGAGGACCCUGCGGAAAGGUCCAUUGGCGGGCAAGAGCCGGCUUUGAAGCGCAUGCGUCUAGGUUCCUGGUGCAAUCGUCUCACACCUGAUGCAUUGCAAUCACUUGCAAGGACACAUUCCCACAUCGACAUGCUAUCACGCUACCUCGACGAAGCAGCUUCCGCCUACCAAGACAACGAUCCAGCCACUAUACCGAAGAACGCCGCAUCAGCAAGGGAAGAGCACGACAUGGGAACACCUCCUCCCUUCCUACACCCACCCUCUAAAGCCGAUCGACCAUCCUCUCCUAUAGAUUGGCCUACAAGCCUCGUGUCGAAUGCAGCAUCGAGCCGAGCAUCGAGCCGAGCAUCGAGCUGUAAACCGCCUGCCCGAGCCGGGCAGAAUUGGUGGGGUACGUUGUGGCAAUGGGCAGGUCUGACGGCGCAAGAGGCAAUGAAGCAGCAUCAAAUAUUGUAUUUGGAGACGAAGUCCCCUGUGCCUCUUGCGAAUAGGGCACCAGAUGGGUGGCAGUCAUGCGCAGGUGGUGGUGGUGAUGAGAGUGGAGGCUCACAUGCCACAGCUGCUCGCUAG